GGCGGCGCGCGCGCUGCGUGUUUCCCGAGACACACGCGGAGAAGAAGCGCGAGACUCAAGAGUGCGAGCGGUAACACAAGACACUGCGUUUUAGGUCACUGAGAGAUUGUGAGUGAGUGAUCUGGCAAAGUCUUCUCACUGUCAUCUCAUCCUGGUCUCCUCAGUAAGCUGUGGCCUCGUAGAGAGGCAAAGCGCUGAUGAUGGAGAAUGGUCAAGGCAUGGGCUCCAAGCUGGCCCUGCCGCCCCUCACUCCGGAGCAGCAGGAGGCACUGCAGAGGGCAAAGAAAUAUGCCAUGGAGCAGAGCAUUAAGAGUGUCCUGGUCAAACAGACAAUAGCCCACCAACAGCAGCAGCUUACGAACCUGCAGAUGGCAGCAGUGACUAUGGGCUUUGGAGAUCCUCUCUCACCUUUACAAUCGGUGGCAGCACAGAGGCAGCGAGCUCUGGCAAUCAUGUGUCGGGUCUAUGUGGGUUCCAUCUAUUACGAGCUUGGCGAGGACACCAUUCGGCAGGCCUUUGCCCCGUUCGGUCCCAUCAAGAGCAUCGACAUGUCCUGGGACUCUGUCACCAUGAAACACAAGGGCUUUGCUUUUGUGGAGUACGAGGUGCCUGAGGCGGCUCAACUGGCCCUGGAGCAAAUGAAUUCAGUCAUGCUGGGUGGGAGGAACAUAAAGGUGGGGCGGCCAAGUAACAUCGGACAGGCGCAGCCCAUCAUUGACCAACUGGCAGAGGAGGCGCGCGCCUACAACCGAAUUUAUGUAUCCUCGGUGCAUCCGGACCUGUCUGACGAUGACAUCAAGAGCGUCUUUGAGGCCUUCGGCAAGAUAAAAAGCUGCAUGCUGGCCCGGGAGCCCACCACAGGGAAGCACAAGGGCUACUGCUUCAUUGAAUAUGAAAAGCCUCAGUCAGCCAUAGAUGCAGUGUCCUCCAUGAACCUGUUUGACCUUGGAGGUCAGUACCUGAGGGUGGGGAAGGCUGUAACCCCUCCAAUGCCCCUGUUGACCCCCACAACACCUGGUGGUUUGCCCCCUGCUGCAGCUGUUGCAGCUGCUGCUGCCACUGCUAAGAUCACAGCUCAGGAGGCGUUGGUAUCCCCAGCCCAAAUCCUCAGCCAGCAAAUUGGGCUUCCUCAGGCUGUGCUGGCGGCCCAGGCCCCGGGCUUAAUUACAGGUGUAACACCUGUUCGACCGACCCUCCCUGUGGUCCCACAGGUUGGCCUGGUUAACCCGGUGCUGGCAUCGCCUCCUGUUACAUCCACCACAUCUACAGGAACACCUACAGCCACCACGCUGCAGCUGCCUGCCGAGACCAAGAAAGAAGUAGAAGAAAAGCAGCGAGAGGAAAACGCAGCCCGGGCAGACGGUCUAGGACCAGAGCGUGCGAGUGAGCAUGAGCAACUCGGCAGCAGCGGAGGCAGACACGCAGUCGCGCAAUCAGGGUCCACAGUAAUGGUGUUGCGCAACAUGGUGGGGCCUGAGGACAUCGAUGAUGACCUGGAGGGGGAAGUGACGGAGGAAUGCGGGAAAUUUGGUGCUGUGAACCGGGUCAUCAUCUACCAGGAACGCCAGGGAGAGGAGGAGGAUGCCGAGAUCAUUGUGAAGAUCUUUGUGGAGUUCUCCGACACCGAAGAAAUGAACAAGGCCAUCCAGGCCCUUAACAACAGGUGGUUCGCAGGUCGCAAGGUUGUUGCCGAGGUCUACGAUCAGGAGCGGUUCAAUAAUAGCGACCUGUCCGCAUAAGACUGCCUCAAAAACGGCCGCCAACCUUUUCUCCACCCGCUCAAACUCACUCAGCCUCCAUCACUGCUGCUAGAGUUUUGGGCCUCUUUUAAACUUGUAAUUAUUUUUU
Molecule: messenger RNA, 1848 nt
Organism: Colossoma macropomum (tambaqui)
Lineage: Eukaryota; Metazoa; Chordata; Actinopteri; Characiformes; Serrasalmidae
Gene: puf60b
Product: poly-U binding splicing factor b
Exons: 12
Coding region: 198-1739 (513 amino acids)
Biological process (GO): alternative mRNA splicing, via spliceosome; regulation of alternative mRNA splicing, via spliceosome; mRNA splice site recognition
Cellular component (GO): catalytic step 2 spliceosome; precatalytic spliceosome
Molecular function (GO): RNA binding
Source: RefSeq, a predicted model, not a curated record